AUGGACGGCGAUACGAUGUUGGGUGGCCUCAUGAUGGUCCAUGAGCGACAGGAGGACAUGAUAUGUGGACCAGUGAUGCCCCAGGGCGGCAUACAAGCUCUGGAGGCGAUGCUCUUCACUCUGGACUACAUUAAUGAUCCCCGGAACGGCGUCUUGGACCGAGGCAUGAAAGUGGGGGCCCGCAUCUUCGAUGACUGUGAUAAAGAAACCUAUGGCUUAGAACAAGCUGUCGACUUCAUUAAAGGUUCCAUCAGCAACAUCCACGACCAGGAAUACAAAUGCAGCGACGGUUCCUCCAGCAAAGUGAAGGUCAUCGAUGGGGUCGUGGGUGCUGCCUCUUCGGUUACCUCCAUUCAAGUCGCCAACCUCCUGUGCCUCUUUAAAAUUCCACAGGUGAGCUUCUUCUCGACGUCGCCCGAGCUGAGCAACAAGCAGCGCUUCGAGUAUUUCACGCGCACCAUUCCAUCGGACCAGCACCAGGUGGACGCGAUGAUUGAAAUCGUCCGCAUGCUGAACUGGACCUACAUCUCGAUUAUCUACGAGGAGUCCAGCUACGGCAUAAAGGCUUACGAGCAGCUGCAGGACAAGCUCGGGCACUAUAACAUCUGCAUCGCCGUCAAGCAGAAGCUCACUAAGGACUCUGGCGUCGGCAACGACACGACGUACGACAACAUCGUCAUGAACCUCCUCACCAAGUCCAGGGCGCGGGGUGUGAUCGUCUUCGCCUCAGACCAGGAGGUGGCACAGGUCAUGAAGGCCGUCAUCCGCAAGAAAGAGACCAACACCUUCUCCUGGAUCGGCUCCGAUGGCUGGUCGGCUCGAGCUCUCGUUUUCGAAGGUAAUGAGGCGGUCGUGGAAGGCACCUUAUCAGUCCAGCCACAAGCCAAUGCAGUCAGGAACUUCAAAGAAUACUUCACAAAUCUUACCAUCGAAACUAACACAAGGAAUCCUUGGUUUUAUGAAUAUUGGGAAGACCACUUCAAAUGCAAGUACAUCAACAAGCCCUACACGCCCUACAACAGGAACUACACCCGCAACUGCUCGGGCGACCAUCUCUCCGCCACCGACACUCCCAUCGAGGCUCAGCUGCAGUUCGUGAGCGACGCCGUAAUGGCGUUCGCGUACGCCUUCAAAGACUACCACACAAAAUACUGCAACGGGACGCAGUUCAACAGCAAACCGUCGUCUGUUGGCAAGUGCAAGAUCGACGGUGAGAAGCUCCUCGCCAUCCUCAAGAAUGUCAGCUUCACCGGUCUGAGCGGCGAUCAGUUCCAGUUUGACGAGAACGGCGACGGCCCGGCGCGCUACCGCGUCAUUCACUUCCGUCGCGUCACGCCGACGCGGUACGAGUGGGUCGAGGUCGGCUCAUAUUCUGGCGGCAAACUCAAGCUCGACAUGGACAUGGUGAGGUUCCGGCCCAAUGAGCGCAUCCCUGGCAGCGUUUGCUCCGAGGAGUGCGAGCGCGGCAUGGCCAAGAAGGAGGUGGAGGGCGAGAGCUGCUGCUGGCACUGUCUCAAGUGUACUGAUUAUCAGAAGGAGGUGGAGGGCGAGAGCUGCUGCUGGCACUGCCUCAAGUGCACAGAUUAUCAGAUUGUGGUUGACGAUCGCUGUGACACCUGCCCUCAGUUCCAGCUGCCCUCGGCCGACCAGACGCAGUGCGUGCACAUCCCGGAGGCAAGCCUUGACUCAGCCAUCAUCUUGAUCUGCACGAUCUACGCCUGGAAGACGCGCAAGAUCCCCGAGUCUUUCAACGAGAGCAAAUACAUCGGCUUCACGAUGUACACGACGUGUGUGCUGUGGAUAGCAUUCCUGCCCAUCUACUACUCCACCAGCAACGAUAACUUGAUGCGCACAACCACGAUAGCGGUGACAACCAACAUGUCUGCCACGGUUGCCCUGGUGUUUCUUUUCCUGCCCAAGUGCCACAUCAUCCUGCUACAUCCUGAGAGAAAUCAACGAGUUUCCAGCUUCGGAGCUCCGCGGUUACACUCAAUGAAGAACCAGCAUCACAACACCAUCCUGGCGCACGCCAAGGUGCAGCGUGUCGACAUGUCUACGCAAAGCGACAACACAUACUACCCGACGUUCGAGAUGCAAGAGCGGCUUGUAGCGCAGCCCCGCGGCCGCGAUAUCGCCGACCUCGCGACAGCCGCGACGCAGACCUGCUUCGUGUGCCGCUCCGAGGACCACAACUGCCCGCACUCAGCGACGCAGACCUGCUUCGUGUGCCGCUCCGAGGACCACAAGUGCCCGCACUCACACCUGCUGCCUGCCGAGGGACUGACCUCAUCUCUGCGGCGCAGGAUACGAGAGCGUACGCAGGUUAUUGAGAGGGAGGAACUCUACGACGAGAACUCCUUCAUGGACAACUCGGACGGCAGUCCUAUUCCGUACAAACUUCAGGAAGAUGAGUCUUCUCCUGAUAAUGAUAGAAGUAUUGGUUAUGAAGACCAUUGUUCCAGAUCUCUCAAUGGAAGUUCGGGUAGUUAUACCAACACAGUUGUAGCUAAUACCGCAAACCUUCCUUCUAACAAUCACUGCACAACAUCUGGCAAUCUUCAGGGAAGUGUAAUUAGUAAUGAUACAACAGGGGUUAUUGAAAGCUGUAUUGCUACGGUCAAUAAUAACAGUUUCAGCAGCAGCGCCGUUAACAGCAACACUGGUGGCCAGCAUAUCAGCAGUAACGGGCCUCUACAAGACGUGCCUGAUGUGAUGUUGUAG
Messenger RNA from Hyalella azteca, 2721 nucleotides. RefSeq names its product metabotropic glutamate receptor 3. Gene Ontology annotation, molecular function: adenylate cyclase inhibiting G protein-coupled glutamate receptor activity. The transcript is spliced from 17 exons. Gene Ontology annotation, biological process: G protein-coupled receptor signaling pathway. NCBI's taxonomy places the organism in Eukaryota, Metazoa, Arthropoda, Malacostraca, Amphipoda, Hyalellidae. Gene Ontology annotation, cellular component: membrane. The record is from RefSeq and is a predicted model, not a curated record. The coding region runs from base 1 to 2721 and encodes 906 amino acids.